GUAACCAGUACUAGAAUGAUUAGUAACUUGGAAGCUGUUCUUUCUCCAAAAGGAUUCUCACCAAUCAGGUUCUCUCUGCAGUUGCUGCUGUAGCUUGUGAAAUGUGGCCUGGGGUCUUACAUUUCCUUUGCUUUGCAGCUGGCACAUGCUCAGGACUGACAGUAAUGGUGCCCUCACACACCAUCCAUGGCAUCAGGGGUCAGGCCCUCUAUCUCCCUGUGAACUAUGGCUUCCACACUCCGGCUUCAGACAUCCAGAUCAUAUGGCUGUUUGAGAGACCCCAUACAAUGCCCAAAUACUUACUGGGCUCGGUGAAUCAGUCUGUGGUUCCUGACCUCGAAUACCAACACAAGUUCACCAUGAUGCCACCCAAUGCAUCUCUGCUCAUCAACCCACUGCAGCUCACUGAUGAAGGCAGCUACAUCGUGAAGGUGAACAUCCAGGGAAAUGGAACCCUCUCAGCUAGUCAGAAGAUACACGUCACUGUUGACGAUCCUGUCACAAAACCAGUGGUGCAGACUCAGCCUUCCUCUGGAGCAGUGGAGUAUGUGGGGAACCUGACCCUGACAUGCCUGGUGGCAGGGGGUACCCGGCUGGUUUACCAGUGGUUAAAAAAUGGGAGGCCUGUCCACACCAGCUCCACCUACUUCUUUACUCCCCACAACGACACCCUUCAUAUUACUCCAGUGACUAAAGGAGACAUUGGCAAUUACAGCUGCCUGGUAAAGAACCCUGUCAGUGAAAUGGAAAGUGACAUCAUUAUGCCCACCAUAUAUUAUGGGCCCUACGGACUUCGAGUUAAUUCUGAUAAAGGACUAAAAGUAGGAGAAGUGUUCACUGUUGAUCUGGGAGAAGCCAUCCUGUUUGAUUGUUCUGCUGACUCUUAUCCCCCCAAUACCUACUCCUGGAUCCAGAGGGCUGACAAUACAACAUAUGUCAUUAAGCACGGGCCUCGCUUGGAAGUUGCAUCUGAGAAAGUCGCUCAGAAACCAACUGACUAUGUAUGCUGUGCUUACAACAAUGUAACUGGAAGACAAGAUGAAACCCAUUUCACAGUUAUCAUCACUUCUGUGGGACUGGAGAAGCUUGCACAAAAAGGGAAAUCAUUGUCACCUUUAGCAAGUAUAACUGGAAUAUCACUAUUUUUGAUCAUAUCCAUGUGUCUUCUCUUCCUAUGGAAAAAAUAUCAACCAUACAAAGUUAUAAAACAGAAGCUAGAAGGCAGACCAGAAACAGAAUAUAGGAAAGCUCAAACAUUUUCAGGUCAUGAAGAUGCUCUGGAUGACUUCGGAAUAUAUGAAUUUGUUGCUUUUCCAGAUUCUUCUGGUGUUCCCAGGAUGCCGAGUAGUUCUGUCCUAGCCACUGAUGGGGUAUCUGGGCAAGAUUUGCACAGUACCAUUUAUGAAGUCAUUCAGCACAUCCCUGCGCAACAGCAAGACCAUCCAGAGUAA
Molecule: messenger RNA, 1451 nt
Organism: Chrysochloris asiatica (Cape golden mole)
Lineage: Eukaryota; Metazoa; Chordata; Mammalia; Afrosoricida; Chrysochloridae
Gene: HEPACAM2
Product: HEPACAM family member 2
Exons: 8
Coding region: 102-1451 (449 amino acids)
Source: RefSeq, a predicted model, not a curated record